Messenger RNA from Aquila chrysaetos chrysaetos, 1456 nucleotides. RefSeq names its product hydroxysteroid 17-beta dehydrogenase 1 (gene HSD17B1). Gene Ontology annotation, cellular component: cytoplasm. The record is from RefSeq and is a predicted model, not a curated record. Gene Ontology annotation, biological process: estrogen biosynthetic process. Lineage: Eukaryota; Metazoa; Chordata; Aves; Accipitriformes; Accipitridae. The transcript is spliced from 5 exons. Gene Ontology annotation, molecular function: estradiol 17-beta-dehydrogenase [NAD(P)+] activity. Bases 305 to 1270 code for a protein of 321 amino acids.
CUGCCAGAUGCGUGCCGGCAAGCGGGGUGCCUGGCACAACACGGCGCGGCUGGUGCUGGCCCUGGCUGGUGCCAACCCCUGGGGCUGUGGCUCCCCUUGUGCCCCAGAGCCUCCUCCUACGGGGGGGUUCUGGCUCCUCGGGGUCUUUAUCGCAGCAGCUGCGCAAGCAUCGAGGUGCAGGGAGGUGGGUGGAGGGGCCUUGAGAUAAGGCGGCAGACACAACAUCCGUGGCGUGGGGCGGGGGGACCCCCCCCCUCCCAGCCUUCUUAAACAGUACAGUCCCCUUGGCCGGCACUGCCUGCUCAUGGAGAAAACUACAGUGCUGAUCACAGGCUGCUCUUCAGGCAUCGGCCUGGGGCUGGCUGCACGCCUGGCGGCCGACACCGCUCGCAGGUUCAAAGUAUACGCCACCAUGCGUGACCUGGCCAAGGGCGAGCGGCUGCUGAAGCGCCUUGGGGGCUGCUGCCCCGACACACUGGAGGUCCUGCAGCUCGACGUCACUGACCCGUGCUCGCUGGCAGCCACUGCGCAGCGGGUGCAGGGGCAGCGGCUGGACGUGCUGGCAGUCUGCAAUGCGGGGGUGGGACUGAUGGGCCCCCUGGAGACCUGCUCCGACCAAGCCAUGAAGACCAUCUUCGACGUGAACCUCUUUGGGGCCAUCCGCACCAUCCAGGCAUUCCUGCCCGCCAUGAAGCGCCGCAGGGCUGGGCGGAUCAUCGUCUCCAGCAGCAUCGGGGGGCUGCAAGGUGGGACCUGGCCCUGCUGCAGCAGGAAGCCCGGCACCCUGUGGCAUGGGGAGCCACAAGGAAGGGACCCAGUGCUCAGGGUGCGGCUCUGCCCCAGGGCUGCCCUUCAACUCUGUGUACUGCGCCAGCAAGUUUGCGGUGGAGGGGCUGUGCGAGAGCCUGGCCAUCGUCCUGCGGCCCUUCAACAUCCACCUGACACUGGUGGAGUGUGGACCCGUCAACACCAGCUUCCUGGCCAACCUGCAGCGCCCGGACCCCGAGGGCAGCGAGCUGCAGGGCCUGGACGCCGAGACGCGUGGCCUCUACCACCGGUACCUGCGGCACUGCCAGAGCCUCUUCCACGACGCGGCCCAGGAGGUGGAAGAGGUCCUGCAGGUGUUCGUGGAGGCCAUCGGGACCCCCUGCCCUCCCCUGCGCUGCGUCACCACCCAGCUCUUCGCCCCGCUGUCGCGCCUGCGGCUGGCCAGCCCCGACGGCUCCGCGUACGUCCGGGCCAUGCACGACUUCGUGUUCGGCCGCGGUGAGGCCGGCGGGGACAAGCCCUGAGCAGAGCCGCCGUCGGCCCGGGGGAGCCGCGCUGCCGUGCGGACCGCCCCCCGCCCCGGCCCUGCGGUGUCCCUCCCGGCCGGGGCGGGGGGGGGGGGGGUGUCUCGGUCCCACCGUGUCGCCAAUAAAGCCCUUUGCAGCCGCCCGGCUCCCGGCUCCGUCCC